Botrytis byssoidea is the source of this 1287-nucleotide messenger RNA. RefSeq lists its product as uncharacterized. NCBI's taxonomy places the organism in Eukaryota, Fungi, Ascomycota, Leotiomycetes, Helotiales, Sclerotiniaceae. Gene Ontology annotation, molecular function: acetyltransferase activity. The coding region runs from base 163 to 1143 and encodes 326 amino acids. The record is from RefSeq and is a predicted model, not a curated record. The transcript has 2 exons.
AGGUACUUAUCUAUAGAUAAUCCGAUCCGACGUAUGCAAAAGGUUAUGAGUCCUGACUCAUACGGCGAAGUUUGCUGUACAUAUACAUACCUGUAUAACCGGUAAGUAUAGGUAAUAGGCUCCUUCUCUGGUAAAGAUACAAACAACUUUACACCCUUCAAAAUGACUUCUGCAUACUCCUCUGAGCAAAUCAACCUGUACGAAGAGUACAUUUCUCUCCCCUCCAAAUAUCGACGGAGAAACAAUCCUGCACUUACCCUCGACUAUCUAACAUCUCUACACAUCCGUCACAUCUCCACUAUUCCUUAUGAAAAUCUACUGCUACACUACUCACCCGAUCACUCGGUAUCACUAGACCCCCAAGCACUCUUCAUAAAAAUCAUAACCAAUGCUCGAGGAAGAGGUGGAUAUUGUUUAGAAGGUAGCACAUUUUUCAAUCACGUGUUAAGAGCACUGGGAUUCCAAGUAUAUACCGCCGGCGUCAGAAUAAGACGUAGAUCCGCAUACGACGGUGUUCCACGGGGAAACUAUAUCGGCUGGUUCCAUAUCGUAAAUAUAGUCACACUUCCCAACACCGACAAAUACAUGAUCGACGUAGCAUUUGGCGGUGACGGAGCCACCAAACCCCUCCCUCUCAUUUCCGGCCACUCGAUUCACAAUCUCGGAACCCAGGAAAUCCGUCUCGUGUACGAACCCAUCCCGCAACAAAUCGAUCAAUCGAAACCGCUCUGGAUAUUUCAAUAUCGCAACGGACCUGACAAGGAAUGGAAUUCUUGGUACACGUUCAAUGAACAUGAAUUCCUGCCGGAGGAUUUCGAAAUCAUGAAUUAUUUUGUGAGCACGAAUAUGAGCGACAGAAAUUUUCAGACGAAGAAUGUUUUGAUUGUGGCUUUUGUGGUGGGGGAGGAUGAGGAGGGGAAGGAAACGAUUGUGGGGAAGAGAAUGUUGUUUAAUGAGAUGGUGAAGGAGAAUAUGGGUGGGAAGACGCGGCUGGUUAAGGUCUGUGAGAGCGAAAGUGAGAGGGUGGAGAUGAUUAGGGAGUUUUUUGGAAUCACUUUGACGGAUGAGGAGAAGGACGCUAUUAGAGGGAGGAUUGUGGAAUUGAGAGACUCUCAUGCGUCAGUGGAUAUUUUAGGAGUAUGAAAAUCGCACUGUAUAGGUAUGAACUGAUAUGGCGAGCAGUGAGGGAGAAUACGAUAACUCUCUAGAAUUCUCUUUAGAAUCCUCUGCCAGAAAUGAAGACAUAAUUGUUCAGUGGUAAAACACUGACUGCGAUCUCAUCUUGCA